This is a messenger RNA of Bicyclus anynana (squinting bush brown), 966 nucleotides long. RefSeq lists its product as uncharacterized. NCBI's taxonomy places the organism in Eukaryota, Metazoa, Arthropoda, Insecta, Lepidoptera, Nymphalidae. The transcript has 4 exons. The coding region runs from base 118 to 888 and encodes 256 amino acids. The record is from RefSeq and is a predicted model, not a curated record.
UUCUGUCGCGUGGGAGACCUCGAGCUUUAGUAGCGGACACUUUAUAACUUUGCAUUCAGAUCUCAAUGGGACUUUUGCGCGAAAGCAUUUCGUUGUUGUAUUUUUAAUUACGUGAAAAUGCUUGCGUUCGACUACUAUGCAGUGGCAUUUACUUUAGCUUUUAGUUUUGUUGUGCAAUUAGAAGCAGUGACAGUGGAUCCUUUAGCGCCUAUGUGCCCUACAAAUAAAAUCGCACCCCGACGAAAGCGUUACGACAGUCAUCCGCGGACAUUUGGGGAAUUUUACAAUUUGCUAACACCAAAUUCGCCCAACGGACUCCAAGAGAAACCAGUGGAUGACGCACCUGAUGACUGCGGUGAGAUUGAUGAUUAUGAUGAAAAUGAUAUUAGUUCCGUCACACCAAGUCCAAUAAGAAGACAAGGCAACCAACGCACUCACUUCAACGCAAUCAAGAAGCGGCCGUCGAACCAGCACCACUUGCUGAACCAGCACAACCAGCAUGGCAUCAAGCCGUCUACCAGACCAACGCGACCACCGCCCGCUGGGUACUUCGGAACAAACACCUACACUCCACCGAAACCACUGAAACCAACAGCUAACGUGAAACCAGUUGCCGAGCCUUCAGACGAUCUUCAAGUGAUCUACCGACCUGGAAACAUUGUCGGGGGACCCAGCAAUCACAUUAUUGGUCUUCCUCAGAAGCAGGGAAGACCUCGUCCAAAUACUACGACAACUACUGAUGCUACGUCAACCUACAGAGAGCCUAAACGUCAUCACAAUUACUAUUAUCCCUCCGCUGUACAAUCAAACGGUAACAGAUAUAACAGACCGAGAAAGUACAAUGGUGACACUGGUAUAGUAGGGUCUUUUGUUGAUUUGUUCUUUUAAUGUUAAUAAUUUAAUAUAGAAUUAAGUAAUAAUGUAAUAUGAUUGUAAUAUUAAUUAUAUGAUGUGAAAGGAGAGAGA